Molecule: messenger RNA, 3446 nt
Organism: Procambarus clarkii (red swamp crayfish)
Lineage: Eukaryota; Metazoa; Arthropoda; Malacostraca; Decapoda; Cambaridae
Source: RefSeq, a predicted model, not a curated record
GUACAUGUGAAGCAGAUCUCUGUUAUCGAGUGAGUGCACGUGAAGCAGAGCUCAAUUAUUGUAUGAGAUCAUGUGAAGAACUGUGUUAUUGUGUGAAUGUAUGUGAAUCAAAUCUCUGUUAUUGUGUAAGAGAAUGUGAAGCAGAUUCCAUUUACUGAAUGAGUGCAUGUGAAACAGAUCUCAGUUAUUGAGUGAGUGCAUGUGAAGCAGAUCCCUGUUAUUGAGUGAGUUCAUGUGAAGUAGAUCUAAGUUAUUGUGUGAGUUUAUUUGAAAAAUUAAUAUGUUAUUAUAUGAGUGCAUGUGAAGGAAGGUCUUAGUUGUUGUGUGAUUACAUGUGAUGCAGAAUCUCUUCGUUAAUGCAUUUUUUUGUUGUGUUCUUUCAGAGUGUAAAAUCUAUUUCAACUGCUUAACAAGCAGUUAAAAUAUCGCCUGGUUACGUCCCCGGAGAACGACUCUGCCAUGAUCAGCUGGCUCAGGAUCGGCAGGACAGUACUACUGUGUGUAGUUGGGAUGACGGCGUUGCUGGUACUGGUGUACCCCUGGCUGGAGCCGGGAGGUGUCGGUAGUGCCGUCCCCGGCCUCCUGUGGUCGCGGUCCUCCUCACCUGAGAGUCACCACCCUCCAGAUUUAAAUCAUGAUUCCCGCUUAGAUGAUCAACCAAAAGUUGAUUUGUCUCUCACCUUGUGCGAUGCCACUUCAGCUGUCCCUGGGAACAGUGCCUUCAGCUUGUCUCGACACCUGCGGCAGAUAAGGGUCUUGUUGAAGUCAGCCGCGGCUCUCACCUCCACCACACUCAGAUUCAACAUCGUGACGGACACCAACAAGACGUACCAACACAUCGUCAACAUGACCCUCUCCUGGCCGCCAGAGUAUCGCUCGCGUAUUGUCUUAGUGCACCACCAGGUCUACUAUCCACCAAAGACAGAGAAUUUGCUGAAAAUGUUCAGGCACUGCUCCACAGAGAAGCUCUUCCUUCCGUAUCUUUACAAGGAGAAGGACAUUCUUAUCUCCCUAGACACGGACCUCAUCUUCAUGCAACCUCCUGAAGAUUUGUGGACGGAAUUUGAGAAUUUCGAAGAUCGUCACAUAGUGGGGAUGGCCCCAGUUCACUGGUUAUAUGGCCCAGGAUUCAAGGCGUUUCCAACCUACGGCACCAGCGGGCUCAACGCCGGGGUCAUCCUCAUGAACUUGACUCGCCUCCGUAACUUCACUGGCGGCUGGAUAGAGACUAUCCUGGAUGUCAAGGAGAAGUACAAGGGCAAGCUGUCCUUGGCCGAACAGGAUAUCCUCAACAUUAUCUUCAGCAGGGAAAGAUCGCCUCAGAUAUACGAACUUGGGUGUGAGUGGGACUUCUGGCAGCGGAUGUGUUCGGACGGGUAUAACAAGUGCCCCGGGGCGGCCUCCAGGGGCGUUGCCAUAAUCCAUGGUUGCGCUCAGACUUUCUUUUUUAAUCAAGAAAGAAAGAUUCAGGCGGUGUUCGAGGUGUGGGAGAAGUUCCAGCUGGGGCGGCCUCUGUCGGAGCUCCUGGAGAUGCUGCAAACCGCCCUGAGCCGCCUAGGAUCCGCUCCAGCAGGGUGUGGCUUCCUAUCCAACAUCGACAACACGCUCACACAGGGAAUAAAACGUCUUAUUAAACUCCAGCAAGAAAGGAAGUCUUGUGCAACAUAAGCCUUUAUGGCACGUCGUGCCCCAAAAUCAGAGACAGAGAGCGUUGUGUGUUAACAUUAUUGUGUAGAAUAUUACAUUUUCUCAUUAUUCACGCAAUGAAAUAAUGAAAAAUGAUCCUAACGUAACGAUUUGUCGUGAUUCUGUAAAGGUGUUUCAAUAUGUGUGAUGCUGAAUGUGGGUUUGGAGAUGGACUUAAGUCCUGCAACCCUCUGGAAGGUUAUUAAGGUCACUACAAUAGCUCACUGACCAGCCAGCAAAUAUACGAUAGCUCUGAACACAGUAUAAAGGUAAACUCUCAGAAUAUAUACCUGAGGGCCAUUAACACUAGUGGCCUCGACAAGAACCGGAAGCCGACGGCUUGUCGAAGGCCCCACCCCCCAUUUGUCUUCAUAAACUUUUCCAGUUUGAUUUUGAAAUUCAAAAGACUCUUUGCAUCUACGGUUUCGGCAGGUAGGCGGUUUCAUGGGUUUUUAUUUAUAUAGAUAUUAUAUAUGUACUCAUAUCUCAGAUCCCAAGAAACUUCCUUAACUCUCAACUCUCAGACCCAAAAGAAAAUUUCCUUCCUUGUCAACUCUUGGAAUCGGAUCCAAAGUUAUGAAGGAACUGGCAGAAGAACUAUGCCAGCCGCAAUAAUUACUUGUCACAAAAUCUCUGGACCAAGUGAUAGUCCCCCUAGAUUGGAAACAUGCAAAUGUCAGCCCAUUUUCAAAUGUUCGCCGCACACGUCCUCCACUCUCAACUCUCAGACCCACAAACUUCCUCACCUGUCAGCUCUCAGACCCACAAACUUCCUCACCUGUCAGCUCUCAGACCCACAAACUUCCUCACCUGUCAGCUCUCAGACCCACAAACUUCCUCACCUGUCAGCUCUCAGACCCACAAACUUCCUCCACUGUCAACUCUUUGACCUACAAACGUCGUCCCCUGUCAACUCUCAGACCCAACACUUCCUCACCUGUCAACUGUUCUUCCAUGCACCUCGGAUGAUAGCGACGCACCACAUACGACACUGUUCUUGGCAGCGGAGUCAACAUGUUGCUACAGUUGUUCUUGACCGAACGUCUCCAGGGCAAAGGAAGACAACGGGCAAGAUUUGUAUGUUCAGUAACACUUUUCCUCUGCUGGCGGGUCACAACGGAGGCUGAGAAGUCCAUAUUGUUGAUUGACUUUUGCAUAAUUGAGCUCGUCCAUCUGUUUAGAAGUGUAAACUCUGCAAGGAAUAUAUUUGUCUUCCAGGGCUGUUCCUGGUGACCUCGUCCCCCUCGCAUACCUCACCCGGCCCUGGGAGGGUUGCCCUCAGUGGUCCCCUAGCUGGCCGUCUGGUGUGUUCCAAGCCUAACAUACCUCACCCGGCCCCGGGAGGGCUGCCCUCAGUGGUCCCCUAGCUGGCCGUCUGGUGUGUUCCAAGCCUAACAUACCUCACCAGGCCCUGGGAGGGUUGCCCUCAGUGGUCCUCUGGUUGGCUCCAAAAACAACAUAACCCAACAAACAUUUAUUCAUUUUGUCAAGUCUUUAUAAGCACUAAAUUGAAAACUUGAAAAAGUUUUGAUAAUGUAAGGUGGUAACAUUAAAUAAAACGUCCUUUUCAACGUUAUGACAUAACGCUUCACAGAGAACUUUUUAAAAAUUUAUAAAUUAUUUAUUACAGUUAAUCAUGUGACAAAAUAAAUAUGAACAUGAUCGAAUACUAAUGACCCAAAGUGGAUAACAAAGAAUUUGAAGUACCUUAUAGGUAAAAAGAGAGCUUGGUACAAAAGGAUUAAAAAUGGGGAGGUCAC